CGCUUGGCCUUCACAAGACUUCCAGCUUCUUCCUGUCCUCUCUGUAGUUCCAGCUUCACCAGAUCUCAAAAUGGACCCCAACUGCUCCUGCUCCACCGGCAGCUCCUGCACCUGCUCCAGGUCCUGUGUCUGUAAGAACUGCAAAUGCACCUCCUGCAAGAAGAGCUGCUGCUCCUGCUGCCCUGUGGGCUGCUCCAAGUGUGCCCAGGGCUGUGUGUGCAAGGGCCAGUCAGAGAAGUGCACACGCUGUGCCUGAUAUGAGGACACGGCUGCUCCCACGUGUAAAUAGUGUUGCUGGACCACCCCAGAGCUUUUCAUACGGCUCCACCCUGUUUACUAAACCCCCUUUUCUAAGAAAUGUGUGAAUAAUAAAAGCCCAUUUGUUAAAAAAAAAAAAA
Messenger RNA from Psammomys obesus (fat sand rat), 398 nucleotides. Its product is annotated as metallothionein-1-like. Gene Ontology annotation, molecular function: metal ion binding. The transcript has a single exon. The record is from RefSeq and is a predicted model, not a curated record. Lineage: Eukaryota; Metazoa; Chordata; Mammalia; Rodentia; Muridae. The coding region runs from base 71 to 256 and encodes 61 amino acids.